Messenger RNA from Microbotryum saponariae, 893 nucleotides. The record is from the annotation of a GenBank genome assembly. Lineage: Eukaryota; Fungi; Basidiomycota; Microbotryomycetes; Microbotryales; Microbotryaceae.
AUGGCGACUCAAGAGUUUGAUUCGAGCUCGGAUCCCAGCGAGGCCGCUCUGGCCACGGCACUCGCGGCAGCCAUCAAGGACCACAAUGGCGCCGACGUCAGCUUUGGCUCGCUCCUCUCGGCCGAGGAUGGCCACAAGACGAUCGUCAUCUUCAUCCGUCAUUUCGUAAGCUAGCGAUUUUACCGUGAUUUGCGGUCCAAAGGGUGUGAUUGGCCGAAACUGACGAAUCCAAUCCCUCCCUGCCGCCUCUUUCCGGCGACGUCACGUCACGUGCUUCUCGGCCAUUGAUCUCCUCGGCCCGCCCCUGGCACCCUCAACCUGGACUGUACAAUGGCGUUCCAGUACUGCGGACUGUGCCAAGAUUUUCUGUCUUUCCUCACGUCCAAAGUCAAGCCCGAUCUACUGCAAUCCCACAACACGAAGCUCAUCAUCAUAGGCUGCGGCGAAUUUGGUCUACUCGACGGCUACAAGGCACUUAUCGACAGCCCGUACGAUAUUUACGCUGACCCGGAUCUCAGCGUGUACACCCCGCUCGGAAUGACGCGACGGACGCUCGACCAGGGCAAAUUUGGCGCGAACAACAAGCCCGAGUACUUGGUCCGCUCAGGUAAGUCGUGCGUUGCUACCUGCUCGCUCUAGCAGGCUCCUGCGGUCGAUGCUCAAAAGUCAACGUCGUACCCACAGCGUUUAGCAAUAUCGUCACGUCGAUACGCAACGUCUUCAAGAUGGGCAAGCCCAUGGCCAACUCGGGUGACAUCAGGCAGCUCGGCGGCGAGUUUGUGUUUGAUUCACAGAAGCGGGCGGUGUUUGUGCAUCGCAUGGAGAAUACGAGGGGCCACGCUAAGCUCGCCGAGAUUCUCGGUGCGGCCGGGGUCCCCUAUGAAAGUGCAUGA